AUGGACGACGUACCGUUAAUAGUGGGACUGACCUCGGGCCUGGGAACGCUGAUUCUCGGGCUCAUUCUCAUCACAGUGUGGCUGACCAUCUCCUCGAGCCGAUCGUCCGGCCGUAUCAGACUGGGAGGCUCUGCUCCGGGAUCCUACGACGAUGAACAACAGUUUCUACGGGACGAGGUCGAGGCCAUCGAGGCCAUGGACGAACAGCAACGCGAGGCCUACUUUGCCGCCAAGGCCUUCAUCCAGACCAACCCCCCAAACAGCGCCCAGAGCGAGAUAUCUCUCGGCCAGUACAUGACCAUCCAGGAGAAGGGCGUGGCAGCCUGGGAGUUCCAGAUGGACCUGUUUGCCAACACGAGCAGCGCAGCCCUCAGCAACGCCGCCCAGAGCGCCCACAUUACCUGCUUUGUGGAAAACCGCACGGAGCUGCAGUUUCUGGGAGGUGUCAUCAACCGACAGACCGACUCCGACAUCACAUACACGUCGCCACGGUCGGUCCAGACCAACCUGCCGCUCCCCAAACAAAAUGAAACCUACUACUGGGAGGUCAAGAUGUAUGACAAGCCCGUCGACACCACCGUGGCCGUGGGACUGUGCACCAAACCAUACCCUCUGUCUCAGCUCCCGGGACAGCACCGGUACUCUGUGGGCUUCGAGUCCACCGGCCACAAGCGCAACAACCAACCCUUCAACGACGUGCCCAAGUACGGACUACCCUUCAACCAAGGCGAUGUUGUUGGCGUGGGUUACCGACCCCGAAGUGGCACCAUCUUCUUCACCCGCAAUGGAAAAAGACUCGAAGAGGUGGUCCACGGCAUGCGGCUCAACCUCUUCCCCACCGUGGGCGCUACCGGACCUUGUCAACUGCAUGUUAAUUUCGGACAGUCUGGAUUUGUGUUCAUCGAGGCCAAUGUCAAAAAGUGGGGUUUGGCCCCCGUCCAGGGCAACCUGGCCCCUCCGCCUCCCUACGGCCGACACCAGCAAAACUCGCUGCUUCUGGAGUCGGAAGAACCCGAGGCCGAGGUUGACGAACCCGAAUCCCCUCCUCCUUCUUUCGAGAGGACUCUGACCAGCACCUCCACCGCUUCUCUGGGAGACCUCCAAUGCGAGUACCCCGAAGAAAGCAUCAAUCUGGCCAAACUGACCCCCCAACAGGGGUCCGUGGAGAACUUGCCCCGAGCUUCCGAGACUGCGACCAACAACCAGCCUACUAGCUCUGUUACAGUGGAAGAUGUCACUGAUGAGACCACCCCUGGAGAUGCAGUUAGCGUCUCUUCCUCUACGUCCGACGGCCAAACAGUCCUGGACAUGUUGGAGGAAGCUCAGUCUGUCAUCAUCGAUCCUCCCCAGCGGUCUCUUAACACGUCACCACCUCCUAGUUAUAAGAGCGACAGUGACUCAAGUUGA
This is a messenger RNA of Yarrowia lipolytica CLIB122, 1407 nucleotides long. RefSeq lists its product as uncharacterized. Gene Ontology annotation, cellular component: endoplasmic reticulum. NCBI's taxonomy places the organism in Eukaryota, Fungi, Ascomycota, Dipodascomycetes, Dipodascales. The record is from RefSeq and is a predicted model, not a curated record. Gene Ontology annotation, biological process: protein transport to vacuole involved in ubiquitin-dependent protein catabolic process via the multivesicular body sorting pathway. Gene Ontology annotation, molecular function: protein binding.